AGUUCAGUUCGUUCAGUCGUUUCUGUUGGUGGGCUGUUUGUGUUCGUAUUGUUUAUAUUAUUAUUUUGCGGUUUUUUGCAGAUUGGCUUUUAUUCCGUCGCGUAACUUAUAAAUUAUAAAUUACGGAUGUGUUGUGUAUAUCUGUGAUAUUUUUGUAAUAGAAAAAUUCAGAAUUGUCUCUCUAAAACUUUGAACGUACAGGUUGUUUUAGUGAUUGUUUUCUUUUUGGUGAAAUUAAAUCAACGUUUUAAUUAAAUCUACACUUUACUGGCUGAAAUCUAUUGUUUUGAUAUGAGCGGGAAGUUUUUGGAGACCGUGAUUGGACAGUUUGGUGUACGAUGACGUGAUCGAGCUCUCGAUUGGCGGAGGGCAAAGUCUCGCGCUCCGUUGGUGGAAAAUGUCAGGCCUGCAGACAAGGAGCGAGGAUACUAUCAAUGGAGUCGACGUACGAGAACAGGGUAGCGCAUUAAGGUGAGUCAUAUAAACCUAGUUAUUGUAAGUGAUGGCUUUUCAAAUUACACGCGGAUUACCUUAUUUUUACUUAAGAUAAGAAGUCAGUGUUUGACUACAAUCCCACCAGGUAUAGCGUACCAAAAUAAGCGUAAAAGAGCCGUUUCACUCUUUCCGCUUGAAACACCCAGAUUGUAGUCGGACGGAAAGACAGACGCCGGCAAAUUAUUCCACUCCUUUGCUGUACGCAUUGGGAAAGACGAAGCAAACCGUGGCGUGGUAGAGCCAUGCUGCAACUAUAUUAGUAGUAUAGUUGUAGCACCAUUGUGUCGGCUCGAUCGGGGAAGGACCACGAUCUCACAGAAUACCAGCGUUAAAUAGCAGCCUAACGCUGCUGUGUUUCGUAUGGUGAGUGUAGAGAACCGGAGACCCUUUUUACUGGAAAAUAGGCAUUCCAUCUUAGUCCUCACGGAUGACAACGCAUCUGCAUUUUGAUUCGCAAACAAGGAUAGAUGUAGAUGUCUAUGGGUCACAGCAACCAAUUACCAUCAGGUGGACUGUGUGCUCGUUUUUCACCCUUAUGGAAAUAUUACUUUUCGAUGGCUCACGACCGUGCUUUGUGACGUUCCUUGGGGAAGGUCCAUGGACAGCAGUGGAUAAUUCACUCGUUACAUUGCAAAUUCUUAUAUAGCGAUGGUCGCAAAAAUCUGAGUCUUUUUCUUAAUGCCUAUCCCGAUUCUAAUAUCAGGGGCAAUAAAUGCCAAUAAUAAUUGAAAAUAACUUGGGUCCUAGAAUUCCCUACAGUACUUUUUUCCCAAAUCAUUGGCACAUUUUCACUUUUGUAAGAUCUAUUUAUGACAAGAAAAGAAACUUAGAAUAAAAGUGGGUAGUUAAUUUAUUUAUAAGACUCAAUUAACUUUCUCCAUUGCUGAAGUAACAACCAGCAAAUAACGAGCGAUAAAUAUACGUGGUAUCGUAAAGCGCCUAAUGCUUUAUGACUGUAACUUCUCAGACUGUUAUUUAUUAUGUGCUCUAACUAAAGACAACUAGGAUCUUAACGCAUCUUUACGACAAAUGCGCCAAUCGAAAUAACAACUGGUAAAAUUAAAAACUUCAAUAUAAAUUAUUAGGGAUAACUCAAAAACUACUGGUCAGACCUUGAUCAAAUUUAUAUGGGACCACAUGAGAAGCACAGUACUUACGCGAACAACUGGGAUUCGAACCCCGCUGACAUCAAUGAUAUGGUCAAUAUUAACUUUAAGUAAGCAUUUACCACGUGAUCGUGAGGAAAGCUCCAUCUCUAGAAAAUUUAAAAAAGGAAUAUUUUGUGUGACGUGAAGUCCGCCAACACGCAUUGAAACAGCGCUCCGGGCAUUUUCUUCCCCUAAAACAGUCUCAGAAGUUUGAGAAGGCCUGUACCCCCUGUGCAUACUUAUAUAGUCUGUUACUUUACUUUUCUUCUAAUAGAUGGCAAGUAAAAUAACUAACAAAUCGAAAAAUGCAUUAUCUUAACAUAGAUCCAAACGACAAUCUUUGAUAUCUAAAAGUCGUUUUUUGUGGGUUGUAUCCUUUUAGCGUAACAGCGUCGAAAUAAGUUAUACACGUACUUUAACUUAAACUUAUAUUUAACUUAAAAUUACAGUAAUCAACAAUUUGAUUAUGACAGCACAGAAGUGCUUAUGCCGUAGAUUUACAACACGCAAUGUAGACGCCUAUACCUAUGCCACACAAACUCACCUACACACAAAUACACACACACUCACACAUACACACGCACGCACGCACGUACGCACGCACUCACGCACGCACGUACGUAAACAUGCACGCACGCGCGCGCGCGCACACACACACGCACACACACACACACACUUAAAAUGAUUACAUAGAAAUUGACCUUUUGACCAGACUUAGUUUAAGGAGGGGAACUGGUUCCUGACACACAGUUAUACUAGCUCAGGGGCCAAGGAAUCAAUGAAUUUAUACGCGCUAGACCUAGAGCCACGGCUGCAGCUGUAUUAUGGUUGUAGCACAAAUGGGUCUAGUCGACUUAGGAAGGACCACGCUCUCACAGAAUACCGGCGUAAAAUAGCGGUUUAAUGCUGCUGUGUUUCGUAUGGUUAGUGUAGAGAACCGGAGACCUUUUUUUUUACUGGAAACGAGACAUUUUCACAUCUUAGUCCUCAGCGGUGACAACCAUGAAGCAAAUACAAAGUAUUAGCUUCAUGGUGACAACUCAUCUGAAUUUUGACUCUCAAUCGAGGAUAAAUGUAGAUGUUACACCGCAACAUCCACUUACCAUUAGUUGGACUGUGUUCUCGUUUGUCACCCUUAUUCUAAAAAAUAUAAUAAAAAAUAAAUGUUUACGUAAAUAAUUUUUCAUUGAUUCCCUGGCCCCUAAAAAUUGUGUUAUAAAGUAAAUAAAUAAAAUAUACCAAAGGUUUCUCGUACGAGUACGUGUAGUAGAGACCGAAGGCAAUUUUUGUGUCGAAACCGUGUGCUUCUGGGUUUGCCAAUCCGCCAUCCAUGCGUGUUCAUUACGGCAAAAUAUUUUUACUAUUUUGACAGAGGCCCAUUGUUUAUGCGCUAUCACUUAAGAACUAAAUUAAAAAAAAAACAUCUCGUGAAACAAUAAUAAUCUAUGGCUGGCUAUUUUUUUUAUUUUAUUUGCUCACCUAAACGUAUAUCUUUUAUUUAAAUUUAUAUUGUAUUAUUAUGUAUCUGGUAUGUAUAUAUAUUCUAUUAUAGCCUAUAAAAGUCCACUGCUGAAUAUAUACCUCCCCUAUAUAUUGCCUCAUAGAUGCCCCCUAGAUUUUGCUAUAGUUGCCAAGCGUGGCAACUAGGGUAGGCAAGUUGGCGACCGCAAUUUUAUUUUUUAUUUUUUAAUUUCCCCUCUAUCGUUGUAAGCAACACCCAAGGGACGAUAUAGGGUAGUUAGUAUUCUUCUACCGCCAUUACAUCGCUCACCUUCGAUUUGCCGACGAUAUAGUCCUUAUGGCAGAACCUCUGGAGAACCUAAGCACUAUGCUCAAUGACCUCAAUAGUGUUUCCCAACGGAUAGGUCUUAAGAUGAACAUGGACAAAACAAAGAUCAUGUUUAAUGUCCAUGUCACACCUAUGCCGGUAGUUGUUGAGAGCACUAAGCUCGAAGUUGUUGACGAGUAUGUUUACCUGGGACAAAUAGUCCGACUAGGUAAGUCCAACUUCGACCGUGAGGUCAAUCGACGGAUUCAACUCGGCUGGGCAGCGUUCGGGAAAUUACGGCACAUCUUCUCGUCAGGUAUACCUCAAAACUUGAAAACAAGAUUGUACAACCAGUGCGUGUUGCCAGUGAUGACCUAUGGUACUGAGACGUGGUCCUUCACUGCUGGCCGGAUGAGGAAGCUCAAGGUCGCUAAGCGAGCUAUGCAGAGGGCUAUGCUCGGAGUUUCUUUGCGUGAUAAACUUAGAAAUGAGGAUAUCAGCAAUAGAACCAGAGUGACUGACAUAGCCCAACGGAUUAGUAAGCUGAAGUGGCAAUAGGCUGGCCAUAUAGCUCGAAGAACCGACAGCCGAUGGGGAAAAAAGGUUCUCGAGUGGCGGCCUCGUACCGGCGGAAGAAGUGUAGGGCGUCCCCCCACUAGAUGGAGUGACGACCUGAUAAGAUAUGCAGGAAGUCGAUGAAUGCAGGUGGCUCAGGACCGUGCUUUGUGGCAUUCCUUGGGAGAGGCCUAUGUUCAGCAAUGGACUUGUGAAGGGCUGUAAUGAUGAUGAUACCGCCAUUACACGUAAAUACACGAGUUUUAUAUAAGAUAUGUAAUAUGUAAUGUCUUUAUAUUAGGUUAUUUUUAUUGUAAGACAAAAUAAUACACAAACAAUAAAAAACAUGCGUGAGUGUCGUCGAACACUCGGUUGGAACGAAGUUACUUUCGUUGUAUAUUAUUAUUGAUUAACAAAUACAAAUAAAUGUAUUACUAGCGACUAUAUAAUAUUUCUUUCAUGGCAAGAUAAGAAAAAGUGCGAGGGAGACGGAUAUUAUUCCAUCUCGUUUCCUUAUAGCCGCCAAGGCCGUCUACACUAGGUCAGAAGGGGUCUUGACGAAAAAAUUUUACACUUUCUCGCCUAGCCCACAUCCGCCAAAUUCGUAUCGUCCGAUAAGGAACUUCGUUCCAAAAAAUACAACUCACUCUAGACCCUUUUCUUUUUUUUUGAUAUAGUGGUCCAUCCAUUGGUUAUCUGGAAGAGAUUGCUGUAUGCAAUAAGACCGCCCAUCGCAUAUAUCGUUUUCUUAUAUAAUCUAUCUAUAUUUUUGUAUGGUUUACAAUAAAGAGUAACUAAAUUCAAAAGCCAUUAAAAUUGAAAGGCAAACGGCGGUAUAAUAUUAUUUUGUUUUACCGUUUACUACUGUGACUGUUUCAAUUUGUUUUUUUUUUUCAAUAAAACUUAACGGUUCAAAUUAAAAAGAAAUGUUUCCGUCUUAAAAGCAAAACCUUUCUCUUUAAGUGAUUUCUCGUUGUUAUUUUUAAUUUGUCGUUUGAUCAAAGGCUUGCGACUUCGCGGUCUGUCGAUUCGCCCGAGUUGACUUCCAACUAAUAGACCAUGGUGUUCUCCCAGCUGAUUUAUAAUACGGCGACAAUUUUUGAAUACAAUCCGUAUUAUAUGAAUGUAUUUCACAUGGUGAGUGUAGAGCCGGAGACCCUUUUUACUGGAAACGAGACAUUCCAUCUUAGUCCUCACGGGUGACAACGCAUCUACAUUUUGAUUCUUAAUCGAGGACAGUUGUAGAUGUCUAUGAGCCACAGCAACCACUUACCAUCAGGUGGACUGUGUGCUUGUUUGUCACCCUUAUUCUAUAAAAAAAAGUGUCAUUGGCAGAAGAUAUGAGCAUAUUUAUAAUUUAUAUGGAAAAGGAGUGUAC
Molecule: messenger RNA, 5344 nt
Organism: Parnassius mnemosyne (clouded apollo)
Lineage: Eukaryota; Metazoa; Arthropoda; Insecta; Lepidoptera; Papilionidae
Source: the annotation of a GenBank genome assembly